GUGGUUCUAAUUUUUUGUCAUAGUUUCUGUUAAUAUUGCAGAGAAAACUGGCUUCUGUUGUUGAACAUGUUGUAAUUGUUGUUGAUUAUAUUCUUUGUUAUAGUUUAGGAAAUUCUGUGUGUACAUGACAAACUUUAGCGCAGCACAUCAGAAAACUUUAUGUAAAUAAACCAGAAAACUGUAACGAGUGAGAAUGCCAGCAUUUUCUUGUGCACUGGAAAAGUUUUUCAUUUGCACAUAAGAGUAUUUUAAGUUUUUUCUUUUCUUUUUUCAGUGAAUGUCACUUUAAAGACUCUAUACUUUCAUUCAUUACAUGCUAAAGCACUAUCACCAUUAUACUGAUGGAUAAAAUUGGAUGCCCCAUGCUAUUCGUUGCAACUCUCACACAUAGCCGUCUAAUGAAAUGUGUUUUAAAUAACAGGGGUGCUUGAAAACUGUGUUAAUAAAAAGGUUCAAAACCUCUUGCAACAACCUGAAUCAUUUGUGUGUUCCUUCUAACUGUACAGUGCUGCUCAGUAUUAUCAGAAAAUAUGGCAAGUGGCAAUUCUGACACAAUGAGAAAGAUUAUAUAUCCUAUAUGACACAUCUGCUGUAAUGCCAAAGUGUGCCAGAAUCUAGUUAUUUAAUCCAGAAGUAUCUAACAAAAAAUUAAUCUACCGUGAAAAGUAACACCUUUUAAACACAACAACUGGUCCCACCUCAGAGGUCAUGACCUUUUCGACUGCUUUCAAAAAAAAUGGCAUGUUAUGUGUUCAGUUGAUAUUCCAUGAGCACACUGUGAAGUUAGACUGUUGACUACUGUCAUUUUGAACCUGUAUACUGAUAUUUCUUUAUAGUUGUAUGAGCAUUUAUGAUUCCUGUAUGGUGUGUUUGGUACUUUUUUUCUUUUCUUUUUUUUUCGUUUUUUCAGUUUGGCAACAGUAGCCACAAUAAACUUUGUGGAGGUAAAAACUGUAAAAAUUAUUCAAGAAUAUUCUUUCAUGUUCCAUGUUAAAAAUGAUUGCAUAUGGGUUUGGAAUGACAUGAGGGUGAGCAAAUAAUGACAGAACUAGUUGUUCCUGCUGUCACUGCUCCUGGAGGAACGACAUCUUCAUAAUUUCCAUGUCAGAUAUAAACAAACUGACACCAGCACAUCUCAGUGUAAGGAGCAGAAUGUACUUUAACAGUAGGCUGUGAAACAAGUGUGGCAGGUUGCUUCUCUUCUUUCUUUAUUAUUAUUUGUUAAACUAUCUAGCUAUAAUUAUAUAGUGGUAUUUUUUCAUUUAUUUUUAAUUUUUUAUUAUAAAAUCAAAAUACUCUUUUUUUAGUGUAUUUUUUGGUGAAGUUGUAAAUAUUGUACUAAUAUUAAAUACUGAUUUUUCAAACAGAAGAUGAAAAGGCACUUUAAAUAUUUUUCUAAGGACUAAUAUUCAUCAUGCCAGUGGGAAACAUCAGCUUUGUAAAGGAUUUUGUCAUAGUCGGCUUUCCUGGACUUCAGCCUCAUUAUUAUGCCUUUGUAUCAGCACUUCUGUUUUUUGUCUAUGUUUGUACAUUGGCUGGAAAUGCUAUAUUUUUUAUUUUGUUUGUAAUGACUAAGAGCCUUCAGAAACCUGUUUAUUAUUGCAUUAUAAAUCUAGUCGUGUGUGAUGUACUAUUCAGCACCACAACAUUACCAAAGAUAAUCAGCAGGUACUGGUUUCAAGAUGGAACCAUUUCAUUCUUGGGUUGUUUUGUUCAGAUGUUCUUUGUGCAUUAUUUAGGUGGUGUUGGUUCUUAUGUUCUGGCUGUAAUGGCUAUAGAUCGCUAUGCAGCAAUUUGUUACCCACUUCAAUAUCAUAGUCUCAUGACAAACCAAAUAGUACUCAAUCUUAUACUGGGCUGUUGGAUUUUGGCUUUAGUGGGUCCUUUAAUGAUAGUCAUUCGUGCUUAUCCUCUUCCUUAUUGUGCAGAAAACACCAUUAUACACUGUUACUGUGAUCAUGUUUCCAUCACAACACUGGCAUGCACAGACAGAUUACUGUAUAGCAUUCCAGCCCUCAUCAAUGCUCUUGUAGUGCUGCUUGGCUCUCUUGCUGUUAUCGUUUACUCUUACUGCUCCAUCUUUGUGGCAGUUAUGCGAAUUUCAAACACUCAAGGAAGAAUGAAGACUUUCUCCACCUGCAGUCCUCAGCUCAUCAUAAUUGCUCUCUUUUUCUUACCCAGGUGUUUUAUUUAUUUGUCAAGUAACAUUGGUAUUAAGUUCAGCACUGAUUUGCGAUUAGUUAUUGUUAUGAUGUAUAGCUUGUUGCCGCCCAUGAUCAACCCCGUCAUUUACUGUUUAAGAACAGAUGAAGUAAAAAAGAUUUUAAGAAGUCAAUUUCAGAAGAGGAAAAUUGCCACGUCUUUACAUUUGCUCUGAUCUGUUAUAUUUAAUAAGUUAGACUACAAUGUUGCAGAAAAAGUGGCUUAUGCUGAACAUUGUUAUAUACAUAUAAUAUGUAUACAGCAGAUAUUAAACUUUGCAGGAAUUCUAUUUUUUUUUUCUGAGUACUGAUAAAAAAGUUCUGACUACAUUUUUUGUAUGCAUGUAAAAGUCAACAUGCAAAUCCAACUUUAGGAGCUCUGUACUUAUUGUACAUACUUUAUUCAAUAAUACUUCCAAUGUC
Onychostoma macrolepis is the source of this 2624-nucleotide messenger RNA. RefSeq names its product olfactory receptor 6N1-like. Gene Ontology annotation, cellular component: membrane. Gene Ontology annotation, biological process: G protein-coupled receptor signaling pathway. The record is from RefSeq and is a predicted model, not a curated record. The coding region runs from base 1415 to 2377 and encodes 320 amino acids. The transcript has a single exon. NCBI's taxonomy places the organism in Eukaryota, Metazoa, Chordata, Actinopteri, Cypriniformes, Cyprinidae. Gene Ontology annotation, molecular function: G protein-coupled receptor activity; olfactory receptor activity.